AUGGCAGACCCCUUCGAAGUCCGCAUGCGCUUCACCACCCUCCUCUCGCACCUCUCCGCCUCCACCACCUCCCAAAUCAAAGCCGCGCACUAUGCCCUCAAACACCGCGACAUGGACGAAGACCUCCAUUCUUGCAUCCUCGAGAACCUAGAGCAGGGCAAGAACAACAUGAAUAAUAGGGCCAACAUCAUGUAUUUCCUCGAGCACCACGCAGAUGUUAACCUGCGAGAGGGCGGACAUAGCGCGUAUCUGGACAUGGUGAGGCGGGAUCUGGGGAGGAUAGUGGACAGUGUGGCGCAGAGUGGGGCGAAUGUUAAGGUUGCGAGGAGGGUGGUGGGUGUUUUGAGGGAGAAGGGGGUGUUGCCGGCCAAGAUGGUGGAGGGGAUCGAAGUGGAUCUGAAGGUGAAAGAGGAGCAGAUGGGCGAUCUAUUGGAGCAGGAAAACACGGAAGCAGCGCUGGAAGCAGUGGCCGAAGCGCCCAUGGAGGGUGUUGUUCUCAACGAGAAGGUCACGCCGCGGCGGGAGAGCAAGUCAGCCACCAAAAGAGAGAUCACAGAGCGAGAUCGGAAGGCGAUCGAGCAGAGGAUAGAAGAGGACAGAAUGCGCAAUAAGAGGUUGCGCGAGGAUGUCUGGGCUGUCAGUGGGGAUGAUGAUGAAGAGCUGGAGAAGAUGUGGGAGGAGGGGAGUGAUGUGGGUGAGGACGACUAUGUCAUUGCGCAAGAGGAGGCCGAGGAGAGGUUGACGUUUGCGAGGUAUCAUCGCGCUACAUUUGAGUCUGCGUCUACCUAG
This is a messenger RNA of Cyphellophora attinorum, 789 nucleotides long. Its product is annotated as CTD kinase subunit gamma. Gene Ontology annotation, cellular component: CTDK-1 complex. The record is from RefSeq and is a predicted model, not a curated record. Gene Ontology annotation, biological process: positive regulation of transcription by RNA polymerase I; positive regulation of DNA-templated transcription, elongation. The transcript has a single exon. Bases 1 to 789 code for a protein of 262 amino acids. Lineage: Eukaryota; Fungi; Ascomycota; Eurotiomycetes; Chaetothyriales; Cyphellophoraceae.